AGGUUCCAUGAGAUAGCUGUGUGUUGAAUAACCAGCGGACAUGACAUUACACAACUUGUGCAUGUAGUUUUCUCCUGUUACUGUAGUACCAGCGACUUAUGUGUAUGCCAUGACCAACCACUGAUACACUGUGAUAUCGGAUAGUCAGCAUGGCCAAACAUAAGGGACCAGCAGAUGUUGCUGUGAAAAGUGACACGACAAAGAAACUGAAGCAAGUAGCAGCAGCAAAGGGCAAAGUCGGGAGAGGAAAGAUAUCUCAGAAGAUUGCAGAAAAUGGGGUUAAGGAGGUCCCCAAGAAAUCCAAAGCCAAAUCCCAAACUUCCAAGAAAGCAGGCAGUUCCUCUGCCAAGAAGCACACCAGCAAAUACUUCCAGGACCAGCCAAUGAAAAGGGAGCCUGAAACCAUGAAUGUCGAUGCUGAUAACAACAAUGAAGAUGAUGAUGAUGACUUCAUUGUACCUGCUGUUGCUGUUGCAUCAGGGGUGAAGAAAACUGAGACCAAAAAAGAAGAGGAAGACGAUGAGGAGUGUGAGGAUGACAGUGAUGAAGAUGGCGAUUGGGAGGAGGUGGAAGAGCUCACAGAGCCGUUGGGGCCUGCUGCUCCUGUGGAACCAGCGGUUCCGUCUCAGCCUGUGGAGAUUGAGAUCGAAACCCCAGACAUCGCCCGCAAGAGACAACAGAAGGAGAAGAGGAAGACCGAGUUUGAGAACUACCUGCGUCGCAUGAUGAACCGCUUUAACAAGGACCUAAUAGAAGACACGCACAAGGUUCAUCUGCUGUGUCUGCUAGCCAAUGGAAUAUUCCGGAACAGUGUGUGCAGAGAACCAGAUCUCAUAGCCAUUACUUUGUCACUACUGCCCUCCCACUUCAUAGCGGUUAACCCGAAUCGGGUCGACACACUAUUUCUCAAUGACCUGUCGAAGUGGUUUGGGACCACCUUCACAGUGAACCCGGAGCUUCCCGAGGAGAAAGGCCAGGAGCUGAGGACGGUCCUGGAGAGGAGGCUGGGGAGUCUGACCGCCAGAAACCAUGAGGAGAUGACUCACUUAUUCCUGUUGGUGCUCAGGGCACUACAGUUGUUCUGCAGGCUGGUGCUCUCUCUGCAGCCCCUGCCAAUCAAACCGCCCCCUGCCAAGGACAAAGCUAAAACCUCCAAGUCUGCAGCUGAUAAAAAAACAGGCACAUCUAAAAAAAGCCUCUCGGAUAUGAGCUCCCCAGAGGCGAAAGUGUCCCCAGGGUCCAAGCGUCCGGCCGCAGGCCGCUGGGAUAGCAAGACGGAGAGGGGAGGGAAGCGGCCGAAGAAGCGAGAUGGAACGGGAGAGAAGGAAGGGACGGGACAGCGUCCGAAAAACACAAAGAGACGCAGCGUGGCCUCAAAGGUGAGCUACAAGGACGAGAGCAGUGACGAGGAGAUGGAGGAGGAGGAGGCUGGCAGUGAAGAGGAGUUCCUGCUGAGCAGUGGAGGAGAGAGCGAGGAGGAGGAGCAGGAGCAGAGGAGAGGAGGACUGCAAAAGGGACGAGGGGGAAAGGGCAAAGGGGCAGCUAAGGGCAAAGGCCGAGCGCCAAGGACGUCCAGUGGGGCGAAGAAGAAGAUGGAGGAGGAGGAGGAGGGGGAGGGGGAGGAGAUGGGCAAGAAGAGGGGGAAGAGGAGGCAGGGCAAGGGGAACGACGAGUGGCUAGAGGUGUACCUGGAGGAGGUGGGCAGGUGGGUGUGUGUGGACGUGGAGCAGGGGGUUGGGCAGGUGCAGCGCUGCUCCAGUCAGGCCACGCAGCCCAUAAGCUAUGUGGUGGCCGUGGAUGGCGACGGCUACAUCAAAGACCUCAGCAGCAGGUACGACCCCACCUGGCUCACGUCGUCACGGAAACGCCGCGUGGAGGGGGACUGGUGGGACGAGACGCUGCUGUUCUAUGAAGCACCUGACUCAGAGAGGGAAAAGAAGGAGGACAACGAGCUGGAGGCCAGGCUGCUGAGCAAGCCCUUGCCCACGGCCAUCUCGGAGUACAAGAACCACCCGCUGUACGCCCUGAAGAGGCACCUGCUGAAGUACGAGGCCCUGUAUCCCUCCACAGCCGCCAUCUUGGGCUACUGCAGGGGGGAGCCUGUCUACUCCAGGGACUGUGUUCAUACGCUGCAUUCCAGAGACACAUGGCUUAAAGAGGCACGCACCGUCCGUCUUGGAGAAGUGCCCUAUAAGAUGGUGAAGGGCUUCUCCAACCGCUCGCGGAAGGCUCGCUCGAUGGCCGAGCAAAAGGAGGAGAAGGACCUCUCACUGUUCGGAGAGUGGCAGACGGAGGAGUACCAGCCUCCCCUGGCUGUGGAUGGGAAGGUCCCUCGCAAUGACUUUGGGAACGUGUACUUGUUCAAGCCUUGCAUGUUGCCCAUCGGCUGUGCUCACCUGCGUUUGCCAAAUCUGCACCGCGUGGCCAGGAAGCUGGAAAUAGACUGUGCGUUAGCAGUGACCGGAUUCGACUUCCACGGCGGUUAUUCACAUGCAGUAACUGAUGGAUAUAUUGUUUGUGAGGAACAUCAGGAAAUCUUGAGAGCUGCAUGGGAAAAUGAGCAAGAGAUUCAGCAGAAGAAGGAGAUAGAGAAACGAGAGAAGCGCGCUGUGGCAAACUGGACUCUGCUGGUUAAAGGUCUUCUGAUCAGGGAGAGACUCAAGCGUCGCUACGGACAACAGGGCCUUGCCCAGCAGCGAUCAGGGGUUGAACAGGGGGAGCAGGGAGGGACGGACGGCCUGUCCUCAGAGGAGGAGGAGGCGGAGGAGGAGGGGAAGGGAGGUGGACCGUCCGCCAACGCCCCCUCGCUGGCCAGCUCCUGGCCCCAGAACAGGCAAGAGGAACCGGAGGAGGCGUCCAAGCAAGCCAGCAGCAGCAAGCGAGAGAAACGUGGUCAACAGAAACACCUCUUCCCUUUCGAGAAAGUUUGAAAGGCCUACUUAUGUCUGUUCUGUGUCCUCUGUCUACUUCUGUUUAUUUUUUCUUCCUUUGUCAUGUCUUCCAUUUUACCCCCAUUAUGCUUUGUCUUCUUUCACACAAUCUCACAACAGG
Molecule: messenger RNA, 3051 nt
Organism: Alosa alosa (allis shad)
Lineage: Eukaryota; Metazoa; Chordata; Actinopteri; Clupeiformes; Clupeidae
Gene: xpc
Product: xeroderma pigmentosum, complementation group C
Biological process (GO): nucleotide-excision repair; mismatch repair
Cellular component (GO): XPC complex; nucleotide-excision repair factor 2 complex; cytoplasm
Molecular function (GO): single-stranded DNA binding; damaged DNA binding
Source: RefSeq, a predicted model, not a curated record